CAAAGGGCAAAUGUAUAAUGUACAGAUCUUUGCGCGCGCACACACACCGCUCCUUCCUCUGAGUGUAUGUACAUAUACUCAAAGGCUCCAACCUACACGUGCACACAUAUACACGGCAUCAUUCAUUGCGGUGGCAUAGGUAACCUUGAAAAGGCCACCCCCGGAGAGCGUUACUACUUUAGUCCACCGAAUUCGCCGGGGUUUGCUUAGUCUCCAGCAGCGACGAUCGGAGCUGAUCUCGAUGAAGCGUCGAUGAAGCAAAGUGCGGGACCGAUCGCUUCGUACGGGACGAUACACGCGCCGCAAAAUACUAAAGAAGAUAGCGAAAGGGAGAGUGCGGUGUGGUGUGAUCGUCGUCCUCGCCGUUAAAUAAAAUGUCAACGUGAAAUAGAGGUCGUCAAGGCUGGUGCCGCGCGGUGUUGUUGGCGCGUUCGCGGCUGUGCGUUGCAGGUUAUACUCCGGUCACCGCGAGGCACCAUCCGUGCGCGAAGCGAGGAUGCCGUCCGCGAGGGAUUGAACGCCGUUGUUGGAGCGGUACAACCGGGCAGGCAUGGUGCAACGCCCGGUCGCGCCUCGGCGCAACGUCAGGAUACUGCUGAUCGGCGAGCGCGGCGUCGGCAAGACCUCCCUGAUACUGUCCCUCGUGAGCGAGGAGUACGCGGAGGAGGUUCCGAGUAAGGCCGAGGAGAUCACGAUACCGGCGGACGUCACGCCGGAGCAGGUGCCGACGCAUAUAGUCGAUUACUCAGCGGUGGAACAAACAGAGGAUCAACUGGCAGAGGAGAUCCAAAAGGCGCACGUGAUAUGCGUAGUUUACUCCGUGGACGACGAGGAUACUCUGGACAGAGCUGCCAGCUACUGGCUACCGUUAAUCAGAAGAUGCUCACCCGACAAUCGAUGUCCGGUUGUGCUUGUAGGCAAUAAGAUUGAUCUCGUGGAUUAUUCCACCAUAGAGGCUGUAUAUCCAAUCAUGAAAGAGUUCACGGAGAUUGAAAGCUGCAUAGAGUGCUCGGCAAAAACACUUCAGAAUGUUUCGGAAACGUUUUAUUAUGCACAAAAGGCAGUUCUGCAUCCGACUACACCUUUGUACAAUUACGAUACACAGGAGCUCACAGAAGAGUGCAAAACUGCCCUACAGCGAAUUUUUAAAAUAUGCGAUGUAGAUAACGACGGACUUUUAAACGAUAUGGAGUUGAACGCGUUUCAGCAGUGGUGCUUCAACACGCCGUUACAACCGCAGGUACUGGAGGACGUAAAAGCCGUUUUGUCGAAAAACAUUUGCGACGGUAUAUGUAACGGAUGUGUCACGAUGAAAGGUUUUAUGUACUUACAAUGUUUAUUCAUACAACGCGGAAGGAACGAAACGACUUGGGCUGUGUUAAGGAAAUUCGGAUAUGACAAUGAGCUGCAAAUGUCAAAAGAAUAUAUCCAUCCUUCGUUGAAAGUCCCACUGGGCUGCAGUACGGAAUUAUCGCACAAGGGACAAGAGUUUCUAACGUUACUGUUUAUGCAGCACGAUCGCGAUCGCGACGGAGCUCUCUCUCCCUUAGAAAUGGAGUCGCUGUUCUCGCGAUGUCUUUUCCCACCGUGGGGCGAUGAAUACAAGCAUACCGUAUCCACGAACGAAAAGGGAUGGAUCACGUUCCAAGGUUACAUGUGCCAGUGGGCAUUGCUGACACUGACAAACGUGCGUAAAACCUUGGAGUACAUGGCGUACCUAGGAUACAACAUGUAUCACAACGAGUGUCAAACGAGCGCCGUUGUCGUGACCCGCGAGAAGAAGGUAGAUCUGGCGAAGAAGCAAUCCAGUAGGAAUGUUUAUACCUGUCACGUUAUAGGACCGAAGAGCAGCGGAAAGACUACGUUGUGCAGGACUCUUAUCGACCCCAAACUCGAGAAGCUGAAUGACAAGGUGGUACCGUCGAACGCUCACAUUACUGUGAAUACGUUGCAUGUGUACGGGCAGGAGAAAACCAUGGUACUGAAGGAUAUCAACGUGCUGAACGUUCAGGAUGCCUUAACGCCGGCGGAAAUACAAUGCGAUGCGGCUGCACUUGUUUACGACGCUAGUAAUCCGAAGUCGUUCGAGUACAUAGCGCGCAUUUACAUCAAAUACUUUGCCGACAGUAAGAUUCCUGUUCUGAUAGUAGCGAAUAAAAGUGACCUUUCCGAGAUGAAGCAGAAUUAUCUGUUGCAACCGGCCGCCUUCUGCAGCAAGUACAAACUGAUGCCUCCGCAGCCGUACAGCAUCUCGCGGACAAUCCGGCGUGAGAUCUUCGUUAAGUUAGCCACGAUGGCAGCCUUCCCCCGCUUUCAAGGAGCGUGGGUAUUAUUUUACCGAGACAGGCAUAUAAAUCAAUUCGGCCUAAUGCAGGGGGACUCGCUGGUCUGGUGGAAAGCAGGACUGGGAAUCGCGAUCGCCACGAUCGCCGGCUACGUGAUGAUGCGCGUAUUGAAUACUGAGAAAAGAUAGUCUUACCAUACUCGUGCUACUUGUGCGUGUUUAACUGCCUCUCCUUGUCGAGUAAACGAGAAAGCCGUAUUAUAGAUAACCGCGUUAUAUAGGACAAAUAUAUAAAUAUAUAUAUAUAUUCAUAAAGCACACACUAAUUUUCGAAAUAUACAAUAGCUAAGUAUUAGAGAAAACUAUGUGGUAAAGUGCAAAUACUUUCGUGUAGAGAUGCGCUUACUUGGUUCUGGUCAGAAUACCGAAGUUUUUAUUUGUCGAAUCCCCAUCCUAAUGUAUCAUCUUAUAAAAGCUAUUUUCAUCUUCUGUAAUAAAUUAUUUGUUUAAUGUAUUGUAAUAUAAAGUGGGGAAAAAACUGUGA
Molecule: messenger RNA, 2828 nt
Organism: Wasmannia auropunctata (little fire ant)
Lineage: Eukaryota; Metazoa; Arthropoda; Insecta; Hymenoptera; Formicidae
Gene: Miro
Product: mitochondrial Rho GTPase
Exons: 13
Coding region: 551-2473 (640 amino acids)
Biological process (GO): mitochondrion organization; small GTPase-mediated signal transduction; regulation of mitochondrion organization
Cellular component (GO): mitochondrial outer membrane
Molecular function (GO): GTPase activity; calcium ion binding; GTP binding
Source: RefSeq, a predicted model, not a curated record